GCCAGAUGGCUCGCUCUGACUCUCAGUGCAGCAGGGUGGACUGUACCACUGCAGGUGAGGAGCGGGGAGUUGAGGGGAUGUAGGGAGGAGUGUAUGGAGGGGGGGCUGGCACAUCCUUCCCUGCCCAUAAUCCCUCAGUUGUGCUUCUGUGUGUGGAUGCUCUGCAGGUUUCCAAAGUGAUCCAUGAGUGAACGGACGGAGCCGCUUCCAUCAGCUUCAGUCAGACUCGUCCCGGUGUGAACUCUGAAGGCAAGGCAUGCUGGGAUUGUGGAGUUUUACCAUGAAAAUGCACAACACCUGAAAGAGGACAGAAAAACGUUUCUUCUUUUCACUCCAACAGAGCUUUAGAGUUUCUGAUCUUUGGAUUCUGAACUUACUCUGAUACGAAAGUAUUAAAUUCAUUUGGAUCAAGUUCAGACAAUUGGCUGAACCUCUUCUUCCUCUGCAACACAUCACCAGUGCAGAACAGAGUGUAAGCCAGAAUGGCGGACCCUUACCAGAACAACAUAUACCACCAGGGGGGUGGCGACAGCUACGGGACGUAUGGAGAAGGAGGCGGCCACGAUGGGUAUGGCUAUCAGGCCGAAUACUCCCCUCAGGACGAAGAUGCAGCGAGUGACGCGACUGAGGGACACGAUGAGGAAGAUCAGAUGUAUGAAGGAGAGUAUCAGGGAAUCCCACAUCCUGAUGAGGUGAAGGCGGCGCAGAGAGCAGCACGGGCGAAGGACAGAACGGCCGGCAGCGCCGUUUCUGAACUCGAGGAGCUGGCGGAACAGUACGAGGACAUCAUGGAGGACUGUGGCCAUGGACGCUUCCAGUGGACUCUCUUCAUGGUGCUGGGUUUGGCUCUGAUGGCUGACGGCGUCGAGUGUUUUGUGGUUGCGUUUGUUCUACCAUCUGCAGAGAAGGACUUGUGUCUGUCCAACGCAGAGAAAGGCAUGCUGGGUUUGGUUGUCUUCCUGAGCAUGAUGGUUGGGGCGUUCCUGUGGGGCGGCCUGGCAGAUAAAGUGGGCCGCCGGCGCUGUCUGAAGGUGGCUCUCGCGAUCAACUGCAUCUUUGCCUUCCUGUCAUCGUUUGCUCAGGACUACGGAUUCUUCCUCUUCUUCCGGCUUCUCUCUGGCAUCGGGAUUGGAGGCACCGUUCCCAUCGUUUAUUCGUACUUCUCAGAGUUCCUUCAGAUGGACAAAAGAGGGGAGCAUCUAUCUUGGCUCUGCAUGUUUUGGAUGAUUGGAGGCAUCUAUGCCUCCUUCACAGCCUGGGGAAUCAUCCCCAGAUACGGUUGGGGCUUCAGCAUGGGCACAGAGUUUCAGUUUCACAGCUGGCGGGUCUUUGUCCUGGUCGCAGUUCUUCCUGCGGUUGCCUCUCUGAUCGGACUCCUUUUCAUGCCUGAAAGUCCUCGUUUCCUGCUGGAGAAUGCCAAACACGAUGAGGCGUGGAUGAUCCUGAAGCGCAUUCAUGACACCAACUGGAGAGCCAAGGGUCAGCCAGAGAAAGUCUUCACUGUGACUCACAUCAAAGCUCCAAAGACAGCGGAGGACGAGUUCAUAGAAAUCCAGAGCGCCACAGGGACUCCCAUCCAGCGCUGGGCCGUGCGCUCACUGACCCUCUUCAAACUGGUGCUGAGAAACGUGGCGUCUCUGUUUUCUGCAGAGCUGAGGCUGGCUACACUCUUCAUGGCUGUCAUCUGGUUCUGCAUUGCUUUCAGUUAUUAUGGUCUGUCUGUGUGGUUCCCUGAUAUGAUCAAACACCUGCAGUAUGAGGAGUAUGAGGCCAAAGUAAAGACGUUCCACAGAGAACGCGUGGAGAACUUCCAUUUCAACUUUUCUCUGGAGAACCAGAUCCACAUUGAAGGGGAAUACAUCCGAGACAAGUUCAUCAGUAUAGAGAUGAAGUCAGUGAAGUUUGAGGACUCUCUCUUUGAAGACUGUCGCUUUGAAGACAUCAGGUCCACAGACACAGUGUUUGAGAACUGCACCAUCCGCUCCACCGUCUUCUACAACACAGAUCUAUGGGAGGAGAAAUUCAUUGACUGUAGGAUGGAGAACGCCACCUUUGAGCACAACAAACAUGGCUGCCACCUGGACAGCAUGAGGGAGAAUGACGUUCUCAUCUACCUGGUCAGCUUUCUGGGCAGUCUGGCAGUGUUGCCAGGCAACAUCAUCUCUGCACUCUUUGUGGAGAAGGUUGGCAGGGUGAAGAUCAUAGGUGGAUCCAUGCUCAUUUCUGCAGGUUGUUCCUUUUUGCUGUUUUUGAGCUUCAGCCAAGCAGCCAUCAUUGUUCUGCAGUGUCUGUUCUGUGGCGUCAGUGCGGCGGCGUGGAACGGCAUUCAGGUGGUGACUGUGGAGCUUUACCCCGCAUCCAAAAGGGCCACAGCGUUCGGACUGCUGAACGCUCUCUGCAAGCUGGCCGCCGUCCUCGGCAGCUCCAUCUUUGCCAGCUUUGUGGGGAUCACCAAAGCCAUCCCCAUCCUGCUGUCCUUCUCAGCGUUGGUGUGCGGCGGUCUGGUGGCCCUCAAGCUCCCCGACACGCGGCAGAAAAUCCUCCACUGAGGUCCAGAGAUGGAGGCGGGAAGAUCUGAACAUUUCAGCUUCCUGUUGGAAGCUGUUUGACUUCCUCCUGGAAACACGUCAGCUGUUCAUGCCAAACGCCAAGCUCUAGUUUCUUCAUUCGUAAAGAUUUACCGGGGGGGGUGGGGCUUACUUCAGCUCAACUGUGAUCCUCCAACAUUUUCAAAAAGCCAUCGAGACGCACCCAAUGGGGACGAUGAUAGACUGAUGGUUCUCUGAGGUUUGCAAUAACACCAUCCAUCGCGCGCUGUCUGCCGCUGCCGCUCCAUGCAUGAUGAAGAACCAUCACCUUCCAGCUCAUCAAACAACCGCUUUUGUUGAGGCUGUGAAACACACUUCCAGUCCUCGAUGUUAACACUGAUGCUCUAGUUAUCACAUUUCAGCUCCUUUAAUAGACCUGCAACAAUGGAAGCAGCUAAUAUUUAUUUUGGAUGUAAAAUAAUCACAAAUAUUUCAGUAAAGGAGCAUACAUAAUUGUGUUUUAUAGCUGGAACAAAGGGAACACCUUUAGAUUGGAUUGUCUUUUAAGAGUUGGAUCCAAAAAAUGUUGUGAAACUGGAAGUUUUAGCUUGAUAUGAUCUGGGGGUGAAGUGAAGAAUAAAGCAGGAAGAUUUCAAAAUAUAUGGAAAUCACAUCCUAGAAAGUUAGAUUUCUGAGUUUCUAAAGAUUGACUGAUCCAAUAACCAGCUGUGGUUGGAGCUGCUUCCAUUAUGAAAAGAUUCUUCAGCUCUUUAGGGGGAGUGUGUUUUCUUUAACAUGACUUAUCAGUGCAUUUCUGAUCAAUGUUUUUAAAGCUGGAACAAAGGGAGCACCUUCAGGUUGGAUUGUUGUCUUGUGUUAUUUACUUAUUUAUGAAAUGGAUCCAGAAAAUGCUGUGAAUCUGGACGUUUUAGCUUAAUAUGAUCUGGGAUUGAAGUCUAGGAAAAAGCAGCGAAAUUUCCGUUUUUGGACAGAAAUCCAUCAAAAUAUAUGGAAAUCACAUCCAAGAAAGUUUUUCUGAAGAUUCACAGAUCUAGUGAACAACUGUUUGGGCUGCUUCCAUUAUAAAGAGAUCCUUCAGCUAUUUAGAAGGAGUGUGGUUUCUUUAAAACACUAAUGCUUAAAGCUGGAGGUUCUUUCCAUUUGUUUGUGUCACAAAUCAUUUCUGGAUGUUUGGGGUUUGUCUAGUUUUUUGAUGAACUCCGCUGUCAUAUUGCAGCUGCUGCUGUCAGACUUUGUGUGUCGGCGUCUUCCUGUUCUGACGCCUUCUUCGUAAUCGCUCGUGCUAAAACAUGCAGGUUCCUGGUGAGGACAGAGUUUAAACCUGCAUCUCCAUCUGGCUCUGUAGACUAACUGGCAUCGUCCUGCAUCUUCACAAAUGUUAAGCACUUCGUCUCAUCUGGGUUUAUCUCACCGUGGCGUUACCGGAUCGGCUGCUUACCUGUUUACUGACGUCUGACAGUUUGUGUCUUGUGCCGUGUGUCCCGCAUGACAACCUCCACCUUUAUGUACUAGAGCUCACUGGGGCUCCAAACAAAAAAAUAUAUACAUGUGAGUGUGAUUGUUCUGUCUGGUUUGAGUUGUCAUAUCUGACCUCCUUUUUUUUAAAUUCCUGCUUGUUUUUUUAUUUUUAUUCAACUGAAACCACGAUCUAUAAGUGAUUGCAGCACCAAACGAUGAAGGAAUACUUACAGAAGCAGAGAACAUUAGCAAUAAAUCAACACAAAAACAGAAGAUUUGACAAGUUCUUUUUAAAAAUCUAAAUUGUCAAAUCCACAUUUGAAACAAAGCUUUCUCUAAAACGGUUCAGCCUGCAGGUUUCAUCUUCCUCCUGUUCCUCGAGGUCGUGACCUCCCUUCCGUUUCUUCUGCCUGAUCGGAGCUCUUCCACAGGUUUAUCUGUCUUUUCAUGUGCAACUCUGUUGUGGUUUGGUCUGCUUGUGUAAAUGGCUGCAUGUCUGUUUGUGUUCUUGACAUAACGUGUAACGAGAUGUAUGUAUGUCAGUCUGAAGUGUGUUUUUCUCAAUAAAACAAGGAGGCAGCAGCGCUGUGGUUCUCUCUAGUUCUGUCUGACAGUUUUACUGUUGGAAACAAUUGAAAAUAUAUAGUUAAUUUGUGUGGGAAGUGCAUUUAGUCACCUCUAAUAAACAUUCAACCAAUUGUA
Oryzias melastigma (Indian medaka) is the source of this 4709-nucleotide messenger RNA. Its product is annotated as synaptic vesicle glycoprotein 2B. Bases 483 to 2549 code for a protein of 688 amino acids. Gene Ontology annotation, molecular function: transmembrane transporter activity. Gene Ontology annotation, biological process: chemical synaptic transmission; transmembrane transport. The transcript is spliced from 15 exons. The record is from RefSeq and is a predicted model, not a curated record. Gene Ontology annotation, cellular component: membrane. Lineage: Eukaryota; Metazoa; Chordata; Actinopteri; Beloniformes; Adrianichthyidae.